Messenger RNA from Danaus chrysippus (African queen), 510 nucleotides. The record is from the annotation of a GenBank genome assembly. NCBI's taxonomy places the organism in Eukaryota, Metazoa, Arthropoda, Insecta, Lepidoptera, Nymphalidae.
AUGGUGGAUAUGGAUAGGAACGACCCGGAGCUCCGGUACCUGUCGGUCGAUCGGAACAGUUUCAACGACCCCGCGACGCAGGCCGAGUGGACUCAGAAGAGACUAGUGUGGGUGCCCCACGAGACGCAUGGCUUCGUGGCCGCCGGUAUCAAGGGCGAGCGGAGGGAUGAAGUGGAAGUGGAGAUCGCGGAGUCCGGGAAGCGGAUGUUGGUGCCCAUCGACGACAUCCAAAAGAUGAACCCGCCGAAGUUCGACAAAGUUGAGGACAUGGCGGAGCUGACCUGCUUAAAUGAAGCCUCCGUUCUACACAACAUCAAAGACAGAUACUACUCCGGACUCAUAUAUGUGAGGCGCGCCUUCGGCCGAAUCGGCCGCGGCGUUCGUCGACCCCGUCGGAGUGGAGGGGGAGGGGGGCUCCUGGGGCUCCGGGGGCCGGCCCACGCGAAUAUAUGCGCUGCGUUUAACCUCCACAAACUUACUGUCGCCCUGGUACUUUCUGUUGCAGACUAA